Molecule: messenger RNA, 633 nt
Organism: Lachancea meyersii CBS 8951
Lineage: Eukaryota; Fungi; Ascomycota; Saccharomycetes; Saccharomycetales; Saccharomycetaceae
Source: the annotation of a GenBank genome assembly
AUGACUUCGCUCGUGCAAGGAUUGAUCGAGGGCCUGGCGCAGGACUAUGCGACCGACAAGUGGAACGACUUCGCUGGCGAGCGUUUUCAGCCCACGAAGGACCCGUUCUACGAGGUGUCUCGCGAGGGCAAACGCAAGCGACGUAAACUGCCCGAGUUCUGCUCGCCUCGCGAGAAGAAGUUGUGGAAAAAGCUGCAAAACCGUGCCUGGAAAGACGACCGGUGUCUAUGUGGAUGUCUGUGGCUCAACUGGGGGCUCGGACUCGCACCCAUGUUAUCCAUCAUCCCCACCAUUGGGCCCAUUAUCAUGUAUAAAGUACACUCAAAGCUCAUCUCAAUGGCCGACAAGGAAUUGACGCUACCUGCCGAACUGGUGGCCAAGUUGCACGCCAACAUCGUGCUGGAUCUACUGAUCUCGCUGCCCCCGGUGCUGGGCAUCAUAUUUGCAUGGAUGAACGCCUGCUCGACCCGGAACUGCGCAAUGGUGUACAACUUCGUUGCGGAACGGGCCACCACCAGCUACAACGUGCGCGUGGCGCGACAGGAGGCGAUGUGUCCGGCUAAGAGGUCUAACGCGACCCACGCAGCCCAAACGGCCCAAACGGCGCCACGAAGGCCUCCACCAACGCACUGA